CGAGUGGGCAGUCGCUGUCGCAUUUUCCCGACCCGAGUUAGCAGCAGCUAGGGAAGGAGAGAGUCAGUGAGAGGCACAGGCGAGCUGGGGGGGAGCGGCGCGCGGCGGCCAGUGGGCGCCCGCCGUUCCCCAAGGCCCGCCUCUGCGUGGGGCGGGAGGAGUGAGAGUCUGCGCUUAAAAGGCGAGGAAUCGCCGACCGCAAGAUUUUUCCUCGACAGAUUCUGCCGCAGUCCGCUCCUUCCCGCUCCGCUCGUCUCUGCCUGCCUGCCCGGUCGCCGCCGCCGCCGCCGUGUCGCCCGCGUCCUCCGGGCCCCGUACCGCCGCCCGCCCUCUCCGGCCCCGGCGACGAGGUAACGCGCCCCAGGCCGAGCCGCCGGGCCCUCCGCCCCGAGCGCCGUCCUCUGAGCUCGCCCCGGUGGGUGUGGCCCUGUCUGUCCCGCGCCCCGCCGCCGCACUUCGGUCCCCUCCCGCGCCCAGUCGCAGCAUUUCGGCCUCCUCCUCCUGUGGCCCGUAGCUCCUGUCCCCUUUUCCCCACUACGGAGCCCCAGGGCCCCUGGGCUUGUCAAGAUGUCUGAGGCGACAGGAAAUCUCAACAGCCUCCGCAUGGCGAAUGUGGCCCUGCGUGAAGAAUUAAAUGCCCUUCGCGGGGAGAAUGCCAAUUUGGGCCUCCAGCUGGGAAGAGCCCUGGCGGAGGUUAAUUCCUUGCGGGGCAAUGUCUCGAGCUACAUCCGCUGGCCAGUGCCCAUAGUGCCCGUCCUAGCGGAGGAGAACUUGGAGUUCCCGCUCAGUGAGAUCGAAGCCAUUCCUGGGGGAGAGCUGCCCUUCUCGUGCCGGCCUCCCCCACGCGCGGAGCCCGAGUGUAUCUCGGAUGAUCUUUUGAUUAACGUGAUCCAGGAUUGCAGCAACCCCGACGGGCCCGCUGACCCUCCUCUGCUGCCCAUCUCGCCCCCGCCGGCGCUGCCCCCGCCCGCGUCAAAGGAGCCGCCCCCGCAGCCCCCUCUGCCACCGCUGCAGCGGCCUGAGAUAGAGCCCUUUUCAGGCGACCCAGUCUACCUAGCUGAAUUCCUGAUGCAGCUAGAGACCUUCAUAGCCGACCAUGAGGAUCAUUUCCCUGGGGGCGCCGAGCGGGUGGCCUUUCUGAUCUCCUUUUUCACUGGCGAAGCCAAGGACUGGGCCAUCUCGGUCACCCAGGAAGGAAGCCCCUUGCAUGCCAACUUCCCGCGCUUCCUGGAUGAAAUCCGUAAGGAAUUCUGUGGCCCCAUCCCCCCACGUGUGGCUAAAAAGGCUAUUCGCAAGCUCAGGCAGGGCGACUGUACCCUCGGCAGCUAUGCAGAUGCUUUUCAGUUCCUGGCUCAGUUCUUGUCUUGGGAUGACUGCCGCCUCCAAAACCAAUUCCUCAAAGGCCUGUCGGAAUUCUUCCGCAAGGAGCUUUUAUGGUCAACAGAAAUGGCCGACCUGGAUGAGCUGAUUCUAGAAUGUGUGGAGAUAGAAAGAAAAGUGCGCGUCCCCAAGCCUAUCCCGCUCCCUGGGGUUCGCAAUAUCCUCUUCCCUUUUGCUCCGAGUCCCAGUGAGGAAGAAAGUGAAGAUGAAGAGUACUACAGUGAAGAUGAAGACCAAGAGGCACACAGGCACAGGCUUCACCCCAAGGACCAGAGGAAGUGCAUAAGGGCUUUUCAGCAAGAGAUGAAGGAGAAGGAGGAGGAGGAGGAGAUGAAGAAGGAGGAAGAAAUCAAGAAGGAAGAGGAGGAGAAGGAGGAAGAGGAGGAAGAGGAAAUGAAACAGAAAGAGGAGGAGGAGAUAAGCAACAAGAAUGAGGAGGAAGGAGAGAGUAAGGGUGAAGAAGAUGAAGAUGAGGAUGGGGGCCAGACACCAGAGCAGGAGCCAGGGACUGAAGAGACCUAUGGUGAGGCAGAGGAGGAGCCCCUGGAUGAGGCCCAAGAUGAUGACCUAGAUGAGCUGAUGGAGAUGGAGCCGACCUUUGUUCACGCGUCAUCCCAGACUUCUGGUCCCACAAGUGGUUACCAUGCCGAAAACUUCCUGGGUGCAUCGCCUCCCAUAAUACAGCCCAGCAGACGGAGGAACCAGAAUCGAGUCCCACUUCUGGAAGGCCUUCCAGGCACCAAUUCACCAUUCUACAGCUCACCCCCACUGAUUCGCCGCACAGGUCGCUUGGGGCAACGCCAAGUUCGAAGACGGCCCCCUGUGCUUUUCCGCCUCACUCCGAGACAGGGAGGCCACCGAGCUGCUCGUGGCCGAAUUCGAGUGUGAGUGCUGGGGCCAGAUGGCCACCCAGAACACACCCUUCUUUUGCGUCCCCUGCCCCUGCUAUUGCUGCCAUACCUGCCCCAUCUGCUGACCAGACUUCAGGGAGUUUCAGACCUGCAGAACCUGAAGAAGACCUGCAGAACUCCAGACCAUCUUGCAGCCAUGACCAGAGAGUAACAUGUGGCCAACCAGGGCCACCUGAGAAAGGAGGGAUUAGCAAUAGCUGCCCUCUUGGCAUGUACUCUGCUCAGUCCUGCCAUGAGCUGGAGAGCAAGUUUCUGGGCCUGUUCCCAUAAAUGCACUGGUCACCCUCUUGUCUCCCCCCUCUGGUUGUUCCUAACCCUCACCUCUCCUGCGUUUCUUCACCCUGUGUUCUACAGUUUUAUCUCUCACUGACCCAUCAGGACUUCACCCAAUGCCUCACUGACCUGCCCCAAUGAGCAAGAGGAUAGGCUACCCUGAACUCCUAAAGCCACUGAGGCCAGUUGCUGGAUAGACUCAAUGGUGGGCAAGACGGUCUCAAGAAAUGUCCCUAGAAGCCUACACUCUUUUCAUGUCACACCUCCAGCAGAGGGCCUGGAAGAGGACCUGACAUCUAGCCCAGUGAGAGUGUGCAAAACCACAUGUCAAAUGGACAACUUGACCGAGAUUUGCCCUUGACUGACUGUGCAGGCUGGUUCCACUUACAGCACUGGAAUGUACCUUUGCAUAGACUCCCGUAUCAGGGCUCUUGGACUGGCUUGCCACAUCUGGAGCCCUUUCCUCUCACCGCAUUGCCCUCCUGGGCACCCCUGGUGGACAGCGCCCAGCAUUGCAGGCUCUACCACUUUCCUUGAUGUUGCCUAAAGGGUAGCCAGUUGGGGUUUGGGGAGGAGAAGGAGGAAGAAGAGGAGGAGGAGAAAGAAGCAGUAAUGAUCAUUCUGCCAUUGUAGAGAGUGACUCUUUCCUUAGGAAAGGUGGUCUUCUCCCCCUGCCAGGCUUUGGAUUGCAGCCCCCAGUCAAAUGCCCGACUGGCCAUUCUGUCUGAGAAUGACAGACAGAGGGCCCAUGGCCUGUUCUGAGCUCCCUUCGACUUCAAGGAUCCCUUAGUUUUGAGAGGAGAAAAGGCUGCACCCACCGUGGCCUCACAGCAGGGACCCCUUUUCAUGUCUUUGAACUGGGGGCCAAUCUAGGGUAGCUGCCUCUUAGGAACUCCUGGGACUUCUGGGUACAAGCUCAGGUGCCCUUAUAAAGAGACCCGCUGCUUGCCUUGAGUCCAGAAAUCACUGCUUCUGCAGUGAAAAAAACACAUUUACUAUGUCAGUUCUGGCCACAGAAUGCUAGCCAACUCCACUGCUGGCCUGAACUGCCCCUGGACACUGGACUUUUGCACAGUGCCUGGCAGCAAAGCAAGUGCGGCCAGGGUUUGUGGCCAAAGGAAUAGAACAUAGUAAAUUCAACCUUUGUUCCUCAUGGGAGUCUGACCAAUAACCUCAGCCCGACCUUAGGAUCUUGGGCCUGGAUGGAGGCAAGAGGAAGAAGCUGGAGGAAGAGGAGUUGCAGAGAAACCCAGUCCUCCGACUGGUUUCUGGUGAGGUCUCUAUUCAUCAUUGGGAGGAGUGCAUUCCAGAAGGGGACCUGCUAUUCUUCGAGGCUGUGGACCCUGUUUGCUGAUGGUUGACACUCUGGCCCUGCUGCCUCAUGUCCCUGUGGAGAAGUGUGAAGGACGGGUGCCUUACACCCACAAUUCCAGGGACCCUUCAGCAUAGGCCCUGCCUGUUCCCAUGGUGCUUCUCACCCUGAACCCUCAGAACCACAACCAGGGACAGAGCAGAUGAGCUGUGAGCUGGUUUCCACCCUCUGGGGGCAGGAGGGGCUUGGGCUUCCCUUUGACCCUCUUCCCCCCUUUCCCAGAUCUUCAAUAUUUGUUGUGAUAUAACAGCCGUAAGAGCUGUAAGAGGAACUGUGGGCUUUGGGAGCUUUCUUGGGUUGAAAGAGGGGCGGGGGGAGGGGAUGCAUGCAGGGGUAUGAAGGCAGCCCAAGGUCUCCCAGAAGCUCGGGAGGAAACCCGUUUGGAAUAUAUGAGUUAUUGUUUCAUUACUGUGUUGUGAAGAUAAGAAACUGCUCUGUAUGCUAAAGCUUUCUCUCCGCAAUAAAAAUAUAAAGGGUGUGUAAA
Molecule: messenger RNA, 4420 nt
Organism: Saimiri boliviensis boliviensis (Bolivian squirrel monkey)
Lineage: Eukaryota; Metazoa; Chordata; Mammalia; Primates; Cebidae
Gene: RTL5
Product: retrotransposon Gag like 5
Source: RefSeq, a predicted model, not a curated record